Messenger RNA from Trichophyton benhamiae CBS 112371, 2010 nucleotides. RefSeq lists its product as uncharacterized. The transcript has 2 exons. Lineage: Eukaryota; Fungi; Ascomycota; Eurotiomycetes; Onygenales; Arthrodermataceae. Gene Ontology annotation, cellular component: cytoplasm. Gene Ontology annotation, molecular function: ubiquitin protein ligase activity; zinc ion binding. Bases 1 to 2010 code for a protein of 669 amino acids. The record is from RefSeq and is a predicted model, not a curated record. Gene Ontology annotation, biological process: Ras protein signal transduction; protein ubiquitination.
AUGCCCUCCUACUUCUACCACCUCAUUCUCGAAGUCCUCUCCCACCCCCAGGCCAGCACAGCGCAUACACCUUCAAAGGACGCACAAAAACAUCCGAACACUGAGACCUCUCUCGAAGAAUACGCUUUAACGCUCAAAUCCCUACGUGAAUCUGUACGGCCGUUUCGUAGGAAGAAAGCCAAACCCUCGCCGAACGUUGCCACCGAUCUUGCGAACCACCUAGCUACCACGUCCCUACAAGACACGGAGAUACAUACAGAUCACGAUCCCCGAACAGACACCCUCACCAUACAGGGCGUCGAUAUGGUUCAUAACGAGAUAUCCAGAGGCAUAGGGUCGAAUGUUAUUAGCGGCUUAGCUACGAAGGGCAAAUAUGUCCCUCUUGAUCUGGGUUUGACGGAUAGCGUGUAUGGGAUUGUUCAUCUUUACCGUGAUGCAGAGGAAACACCUUCGCUAGGCCAGGAUAAUCAUGACCAGGAUCUGUUCUAUUUGCAGGGUGUAGGGUCUUCUUCACAUGCGCCUGCUUCGAACCAUCCAUCUGCGUCUUGUCCUGCUCAUGCGUCAGGUUCCAGAGCCGCAGGUGGGCCAGCGGAAGAAACGCUUUCGUUGGACGAUUGUACAACGUUAUGUAUUCUUGCAGUCCCGUCAUACCUCUCUCCCUCGGAUUUUCUGGGGUAUGUAGGUGAACAGACGAUGGAGGACGUUAGUCAUUUCCGGAUGGUGAAGACUGCGAGGGCAAAUCGAUAUAUGGUUCUAAUGAAGUUUCGGAGUGGGAAAAAGGCCAAGGAAUGGCAGAAUACUUGGAACGGGAAGCUAUUUAAUAGCAUGGAGCCUGAAGCUUGCCAUGUGGUAUUUGUCAAAGACGUGGAGAUACAGGUUAGUUCUUCUGCAGCGGAGUCAAAGUUCCCCGAUAUGAAGAACGAUCCGUUUCCCUUUUCGGAUGCACCUUCAACAAUGUCGAGUAAACCGCUGGCUCCACCUACACCAUCGUUGAUAGAAUUGCCUACUUGUCCUGUAUGCCUCGAGCGUAUGGACGAGACAUCAGGUUUACUUACGAUUCUCUGCCAGCAUGUUUUUCACUGCACUUGUCUACAGAGAUGGAAAGGAAGUGGGUGCCCGGUCUGUCGGUAUACGCAGGACGAUCUAGGGAAGCGGAAUGUCAACUUUGCCAUGGAUGAGGGACCGAGCGAGUGUAGCGUCUGCCAUUCAGAAGUUAAUCUCUGGAUAUGUCUGAUAUGUGGCAACAUCGGCUGUGGGCGGUACGAUGGAGCGCACGCCUUCGAUCACUACAAGGAGACAUCCCACUCGUUCGCCAUGGAUCUCACCUCCCAGCGUGUCUGGGAUUACCUAGGAGACGGCUAUGUCCACCGUAUCAUCCAGGGUAAAUCAGAUGGCAAGCUCCUAGAACUUCCAGCCAGGGGAGACAGCGCGCUCGAUCCUCCAGAUUGGAGCGAUGCCGUGCCGCGAGAAAAAUUCGAAAACAUCAGCGUCGAGUAUACCCACCUACUCACCAGCCAACUUGAGAGCCAGCGCGUUUACUUUGAAGAGCAAGUUGAGCGUGCCGCAGAUAAAGCUUCCAAGGCCAGCGCAAGCGCAUUAUCCGCCCAGGAGGCAGCAGAACGGCUUGCCAGAGAUAUGGAGAAGCUACAGUCGCAGUAUGAUUGUUUAACUCGAGAAACCAUCCCGUCUCUGGAGCGUGACAAGGCGCGCGCCGAGCGCCGAGCAGAAAAGUUCGAGUCCAUGUCUCGGACGAUGGAGAAGCAAUGGCGGGAAGAGAAGACGAUGAAUGCCAGCUUAAUGGAGCGAGUAGAAUUUCUUGAUGCAGAGGUGACCAAACUGAAGGCCGCAAACGAGGAUCUGGCAGAGCAGAAUCGAGAUCUUACAUUCUUCAUUAGCGGGACUGAACGGUUGAAGAACCAGGGCGAAGAUGUCGUAGAGGGAACAGUCAGCGUUCCAGAUCCCCCGACAUCAAGUUCGAAGCGGAAAGGAAAACGCAAGGCAAAGAAGUAG